UACAAAAUCCAAGUGUGACCACUCUCUCUUCAACAAACCAUGGAUGACUUCUCUGUUGAGCUGUUGUAGCAACAACAUCCUCUAUUGAUACAUACAUACAUAUAAAUAUAUAUAUAUAUAUACCUCACCCUCUCGGGAACCACAAGCACACACGCACACACGAGCAACGAGGGACAGACGACAUACACACACAUACACACACACACAAUAAAACACACACAAAAAAAAAACAAUGCUCCUCACCUCCAGCCAAGUCUCCAUAGCCGUCUCCUCCGGCGUCGUAUUCUUCUUCACUUUAGCUCUCUUCCUGUCAGGGUACACAAUCCAACAACGCACCCUCCGCGAAAUUAGAGCGAGCAUCAACCGCCCUAAACCCUCCCCCAAAAUCUUCCUCCCUGAUCGGUUCAAGCAAUCGACCACUGAGCUCGAGGAUGGGACGAUAGUGAUCAUCGAGGAUGAGAAUAUCUCCCGCCCGCCGAGACCACUGAAAGAAAUCUUGUUGGAGGAGGAGAAGGAAAAGGAGCUGGAACGGGAGAGGGAGGUGGUGAUCUCUGUUGUUCCUACUGUUCCCACUGAGGAGGAGGUGCUGGCUGAGAAGAAGCAGGUGGAGGAGAAGGAAAAGAAGGAGGGGGGCCUGCUUGGGUGGAUGAGGACUAGUAAGAAGGCUGAGAAGAAGACAGAAGGAGACGAUGGUGAGCAAGAAGGGGAAGACGGGGAGGAAGGGCCACAGAAACCAAUCAGCAGAGCAGAGAGACGGAAGAGGAUCAAGGAGGAGCUGAUGAGACUGGCGCAAGGUGAAGAAAGGGGGUGGUAUCAGAGGAGGUUGUACUGAUUGUCUGGGCGUGCUGGCGGGAACUGAGGCUGGGUAGGGCCGGGGGGUCCAACUUCACGCGUGUGAUGAAAAAAAAAAAGCCCACCAUUUCUUUUGAGUAUGAGAUAUGAUCAUUUUUUUUUUUGAGUUAGGUACGGGGCGGCGCAUGGGGGUAUCACUUUUGGAUUGUAAAGAGGGAGCACAGCUUUGAUGCUUGAUGAACUGUUAUUAUAUAUGAUAAAGUCCUGUG
Molecule: messenger RNA, 1061 nt
Organism: Podospora pseudopauciseta
Lineage: Eukaryota; Fungi; Ascomycota; Sordariomycetes; Sordariales; Podosporaceae
Exons: 3
Coding region: 233-832 (199 amino acids)
Source: RefSeq, a predicted model, not a curated record